AUGACUGUAAAAGCAAGGACAGAAGCUGUGAUGCGGCAGCUUUCAGAACAACCUAUGAAUGCGGUGUCCAAGUUGCUGGAGCAACAACCAAAUGAUAUCGUGAUCACAUGCGCUUUGAGGACCCCUCUGACAAAAGCCGGUCGAGGAGGACUGAAGGAGACGCCGAUGGACGAGCUAUUAGUGCAUGUCUUGAAGUCUAUACGGGAGAAGUCGGGCAUCGAUCCAGCACAGGUGGAAGAAAUUUGUGUCGGCAAUGUCUUUCGGCCAGAAGCCGGAGGGGCCGCAAGGUGUGCAAUGCUUGCUGCCGGUUAUCCUCCAACCACGACCUCAAAUCAUGUCAACCGGAUGUGCUCUUCAGGGCUACUGGCAAUUCAGAACAUCGCAGGGGCAGUCUCCCGCGGUUGCAUCGAGAUUGGCAUCGCAGCUGGAUCAGAGAGCAUGAGUUUCAACAAGGAUGGCCCGCGGAAGCCGGUGAGUGGGCCGAUAGGAGCCCUUGAAAUCGUCCAGACCGCCAUGAAACCUGUCUCGUGGACGUCGGAGAAUGUAGCGGCCAGGUUUUCUUUUACCAGAGAAGAGCUCGAUGAGUUCGCUGCAGAGUCGUACCAGAAAGCGGAGCGAGCACAAAGGGCUGGUUGGUUCGAUGAAGAGAUCGUACCCAUCACCACGAGAUUUACCGAUCCAAAGUGCAAUACCACGAAGGAAGUGACAAUAACCAAGGACGAUGGUAUCAGAUACGGGACGACAAAAGAGUCUCUAAGUUCGAUUAAAGCCGCGUUUCCCCAAUUUGCCCCCGGUGUCACCACAGCCGGCAACGCUUCUCAGGUCACGGAUGGCGCGGCGGCGGUUUUGAUGAUGAAGAGGUCGACAGCUCUGCGGCUUGGUCAGCCCAUCCUAGGCAAGUACGUGCUUUCCACCAGUGUUGGCCUCGAUCCAAGCAUAAUGGGAAUCGGCCCCGUUUACUCUAUCCCAAAACUGCUGGGAAAGGUGGGCUUGCAACUCGCGGACGUGGAUGUGUUUGAGAUCAACGAGGCCUUUGCAACUGCAGGGCUCGGUGCAGUGCGACUACUCAACCUCGAUAAGGAAAAGCUCAACCCGCGAGGAGGUGCGAUAGCCCUGGGUCACCCAGCUGGAUGUACGGGAGUUAGACAAGUGGUAACAGCCUUUUCUGAAUUGCGUCGUCAGGGGAAGAAGAUCGCGGUUACGGCCAUGUGCGUGGGCACUGGAAUGAGUAUGGCAGGUCUUUUCGUCCUUGAAAAUUGA
This is a messenger RNA of Exophiala xenobiotica, 1260 nucleotides long. RefSeq lists its product as uncharacterized. The coding region runs from base 1 to 1260 and encodes 419 amino acids. Gene Ontology annotation, cellular component: peroxisome. Lineage: Eukaryota; Fungi; Ascomycota; Eurotiomycetes; Chaetothyriales; Herpotrichiellaceae. Gene Ontology annotation, molecular function: acetyl-CoA C-acyltransferase activity. The record is from RefSeq and is a predicted model, not a curated record. Gene Ontology annotation, biological process: fatty acid beta-oxidation; phenylacetate catabolic process. The transcript has 6 exons.